Colossoma macropomum (tambaqui) is the source of this 845-nucleotide messenger RNA. RefSeq names its product selenoprotein H (gene selenoh). The record is from RefSeq and is a predicted model, not a curated record. The transcript is spliced from 5 exons. Gene Ontology annotation, cellular component: Golgi apparatus. NCBI's taxonomy places the organism in Eukaryota, Metazoa, Chordata, Actinopteri, Characiformes, Serrasalmidae.
UCUGAUUCACUUAAAGAGUCGUUUAAAAAGAGCAGUUCCAGCGUUCUUGCACAGUGCGCGCGAAAACUACAGCAGCGUUCUAGAAUGGCACCGCGCCCCAAAGCAGGUCGUGGGGGAAAGCGCAAGGUGGAUGCGGUUGUGGAGGCAGAACCAGAGGAAAAGAAGAAUAAAAAAGAAGAGGCCCAACUUGACGAGGAUGAUCAAGGCCAAAGGGUGGUCAUCGAACACUGUAAAAGCUGACGUGUGUAUGGUCGGAAUGCUGACCUGGUCCGCGAGGCUCUCCUGGCUGCGCAGCCAGAGCUGCGUGUGGUGCUCAACCCCCAGAAGCCUCGCCGGAACAGCUUUGAGGUGACACUGGUGGAGGGAGGCAAAGAGGUGGUCCUGUGGACCGGCAUCAAGAAGGGUCCUCCCCGUAAACUGAAGUUUCCGGAUCCUGCGGAGGUCGUGACUGCCCUAGAUGAUGCCCUAAAGAGCAAGUAGAGAUUUUUGAGGAGACAGUCAAUCAUCUUUGGUUUUGUGGAUGCAUAAUGACGAGGAUGGACCAAAUGGGCGACUUCCAGUCUGUUCUCUGAUGACUUGCUUGGCAUCCUGACCUGGAUUGUUGCAGCCUCCUUAUGAUCUCUGCUUACCUCUUGAGUUCACAAACUUACUUUAGUUCUGAUCUGUUCUGACUUUAACUGUGGUUUUACUGUUAUAGCUGUGGUUGAGUAGCCUUGAGUAGACUUAUACAUCAUUAUUUCUUGGUGAAUUUUUUGUGUAUUUCACAAGCAAGAUGUCUCUUAGCUGGAUGACUUGGGCCAAAAUGAUACAGCUACUGGGAACAUCCAUUAGCUCUCCUCCUAUUG